CGCCAACAGCAGCGCCAUCUAUGAGGAUGAUGAUGAACUUGCCGCUGGCAAUCUGUUUGCCAUCACCGAGGCGAGCAUAUCGAUAGCCGGAAGUGGCAGUGGUAGUAGUAAUAGUGGUAGUGUUACUGCUUCCGGUGGUGCUGGUGCUGGUAGUGGCGGCACUGAGAUGCCUGCCUGGCUCAUACCCAGCUACAGUGUGAUCCUGUUGUGCGCCAUUGUUGGCAAUCUGUUGGUCAUCUCAACGCUAAUGCAGAAUCGUCGCAUGCGCACAAUUACCAAUCUAUUUCUGCUCAAUCUGGCCAUCUCGGAUAUGCUGCUGGGUGUCCUCUGCAUGCCGGUCACCCUCGUCGGCACACUCUUGCGCAAUUUCAUCUUUGGCGAGUUCCUCUGCAAGCUGAUACAGUUCUCGCAGGCGGCUUCUGUUGCCGUCUCCUCCUGGACACUUGUGGCCAUCAGUUGUGAGCGAUACUACGCCAUCUGUCAUCCACUGCGGUCGAGGUCCUGGCAGACAAUUAAUCAUGCCUACAAGAUAAUCGGCUUCAUUUGGAUCGGUGGCAUCUUGUGCAUGACCCCAAUUGCGGUAUUCAGUCAAUUGAUACCAACGAGCCGGCCAGGGUAUUGCAAGUGCCGUGAACAGUGGCCCGAUCAGGGCUACGAGCGCUUCUAUAAUCUUAUGCUGGAUCUCAUACUACUGGUCCUGCCACUGCUGGUGCUGUGUGUGGCCUAUAUACUCAUCACACGCACCCUGUAUGUGGGCAUGGAUGCGGGCAAGGAACCAAGGAUGCCCCAUAGCAGUGGCAGCGCGCAAGCAAUGGCAACAUCUGCGAUAACCGCCACACCCGGCAGCAGCAGUUGUGUCCUGGUGCUGAACGCCAUUAGCGAGUACAGUGAGAGUAGCAACAACAACAAUGGCGGAACGACUGGCGCGACAACAACAGUAACAACGAACACAACAACAACCACAGCGACAACAACCACAACGACGGCAACAUUGACAACGACACCGACAACGGUGACAUUGGCCAAGUCUGCGAGCUCAUCGCCAAGUUUGCGUAUACACGACGCAACGCUGCGCAGAUCUAACGAAGCUAAGACGCUGGAAAGCAAGAAACGGGUGGUAAAGAUGCUGUUUGUGCUUGUCCUAGAGUUCUUCAUCUGCUGGACGCCACUGUAUGUGAUCAACACAUUGAGCAUGUUCAUUGGACACGCACUGUAUGAGUACAUUGACUACACAUCGAUCAGUUUUCUGCAGCUGCUGGCCUACUCCUCGAGCUGUUGUAAUCCAAUCACCUAUUGUUUCAUGAACGCCAGCUUCCGGCGUGCAUUUUUGGACACGUUCAAGGGUCUGCCGUGGAAUCGUAGCGCCAAUGCUGGCGGCGCGCUCUCGGCCAGCCAGGCGGCGAUGUCCAAUGCACCCGGCCUGGCAAUUGGUAUGGACACCUGGCGGACACGCUCUCGUCACGACCAGCUCUUCAACUCCGUGGUAUAUUCAAACAGUGCUGCCGCCGCAGACAGUCCGCAACUGUAAUGCGAGAUACUGAUGAACUCGUUGUAUGUAGUUGUGCUUGUAAAUAUGUAAAAAUU
Drosophila grimshawi is the source of this 1584-nucleotide messenger RNA. It is a transcript of the gene CCKLR-17D3, whose product is annotated as cholecystokinin receptor. Gene Ontology annotation, molecular function: gastrin receptor activity; neuropeptide receptor activity. The record is from RefSeq and is a predicted model, not a curated record. Gene Ontology annotation, cellular component: membrane. The transcript is spliced from 5 exons. Gene Ontology annotation, biological process: neuropeptide signaling pathway. Bases 167 to 1528 code for a protein of 453 amino acids. NCBI's taxonomy places the organism in Eukaryota, Metazoa, Arthropoda, Insecta, Diptera, Drosophilidae.